Molecule: messenger RNA, 2240 nt
Organism: Alexandromys fortis (reed vole)
Lineage: Eukaryota; Metazoa; Chordata; Mammalia; Rodentia; Cricetidae
Product: male-specific lethal 3 homolog
Exons: 2
Coding region: 530-1645 (371 amino acids)
Biological process (GO): regulation of DNA-templated transcription; chromatin organization
Cellular component (GO): nucleus; NuA4 histone acetyltransferase complex; MSL complex
Source: RefSeq, a predicted model, not a curated record
AUUCAGGAAGUAAACCGGACAAACCCGGGGAAAACUGAAACUAACAAGAUUCUCUAGGUCCCGACCCCCACCUCCAAGCUUGCAGAAGCUGUCUACUGCUGGGGUGAAAAGGGACUGCGGCCAGCCGGAGAGCGCUGCAUUGAGCAGCAGAGGAUCAGCUUUCCGGAGUCCUCACCGGAGCUGAGAGGUUGGUCCUUACGAAAAAGGAGCAGAAUUUCAAUUCUACCCAGAAAGUGCUGCGCUUCCUGCUUGACCCCCGCCCGCCCUGGCGCGAGUGCUGCGCCACGCCAAGUACGUCAUGUUGUUGCUGGGGGAAGACAAAACUGGCGGAAAGUUCCAGGCGAUCAGAUCGUUUUAAUGGCCGAGAACGGAGGUGGCAGCCCAAAAGCCGUGGCUCCGUGGAACAGAUGAAGUCUCAGGUUACAGUGUGAACCAGCCAGAAAAGCCGCCGCCAGCCCGCGGAGCCCAGGCAGAAGGGGAAAGCGCAGCGGGUCGUCUGCCGGCGGGGACUGUCGGGAACGUGAAAAGGAUGAGCUCCCUCGGUUGCGGCCAUAAGGACGACGGUGAGGAGAAGGAUGAGGACGUGGGUGAACAUGGCGAUACCGACCCAAAGCCCAAAGGCAAGAGGGAAUUGGAGUCGCACGCGAAAAGGGAACCGGAUGAAAGGGCCGUCCGCAUCCCCAUCCCGGAAGUGCUCCAGCAGCGGCUGACGGACGACUGUUACUACAUCAACCGCAGGCGGCGGCUGGUGAGGCUGCCAUGCCAGACCAACGUGGGGGCCAUCCUGGAGUGCUACGUGCGCCACUUCUGGGCGAGCGCGCUGUCCUCGGGGGACCGCCGGUCGCACCCCCAGCGCACCGCGCCCGAGAGGAGCGUGGGCCUCUGCAGGGAGAUGGCGGACGGGCUGCGCAUCACCUUCGACCACGCGCUCCCCCUCGUGCUGCUCUACCCUCAGGAACAGGCACAGUAUGAAAUGGUGACUUCCUCCACCUUUUUCUUUCCGACUGAGGAGAAAGCCACCGAGACAGGCAGGAGCCAGGAGGCGCCCUGGCCGGGCCCAUCCACCCCGCAGCCCUCCGAGAGCCAGCCCGUGGCCGGGCCCGCCGCCCACAAGAGGCGCAGAGCGGAGGCGGAAGUGCCGCGGGCUCCCAGGCGGUCCAUGCGACACCUUGCCCACUGCCACUGGCAGCCUGAGGACCGGGCCUCACCCCAGGCCAAGCGCAGUGUGCCCAAGCUGUUCCCGCACUUGCAAAAGACACCUGUGCACGGCACAUCACCGUCCCCCUUUUCUCUCACUCCAGGGAAGGAAGGGAGUGCUAUGUUUGCUGGCUUUGAAGGGACAGCAGAGGAACUAAAUGAGAUCCUCUCCUGGAAGCUUGUGCCUGACAAUUACCCCCCAGGACACCAGCCGCCUCCCCCCUCAUACAUUUAUGGCGCACAGCAUUUACUGCGACUGUUUGUGAAACUCCCCGAGAUUCUUGGAAAGAUGUCCUUCUCUGAGAAGAACCUGAAAGCAUUACUGAAGCACUUGGAUCUCUUCCUGAGAUUUUUAGCAGAAUACCAGGCAGAAUUCUUCCUGGAGUCGGCAUAUGUCUCCGCCUGUGAGGCCCACUAUAGCAGCAAGAACCCCAGGACAAUCUGUUAAAGUUUGAUGGCUCUGUAAGCACCUGGCUUGGUGUUUUCCUUUCUAGGUGGGCCCACCCUGGGGGAGGAGGGGCUCUGAGAGAGGGCAGGCUUCGGGAUUUGAGUUAUUCACAUACUGUAGGGUUUUUUGUUAAGAAUAACUUCCUGGGCUAUUGUGGUUGUCAUGCCUGUAGGGAAGUAAAGUUGCUUAUUUUUUUAAAAAAUGCAUGCUAUUGCACAGGCUGUGUGUGGUAGCAAGAAGCAGCCACUGCUGUGUUCAGGGGGAACAUUCAUGAAAGUAUACAUAGGUUAGGCUGUUCUGCUAGACAUCACAGUGAGUCGUUGGCAAGAACCACACUGUUUAGAUAUUUCUUAGCAUUAAAAUGUUUUUAAAGAUGUUUAAUGUGAUGAGACUAGAGAACUCUGUUCAACACACUUGAGUUCAUAUUUGGACAUAGCAUCAUCUCAAAAUAUUUUAGGGGUAAAUGAAUAUUGACAGCAAAAGAGAAUCUGCAACUUUAGAGUUUGUAACUGCUCCCUUUCUGUGAAACAUUACUCUUGGUGAUCUAAAUAAAGCAUUUUUGUCUUGUUUGAAAAAAAUCUUCAUAAGUCUUACU